Porites lobata is the source of this 1809-nucleotide messenger RNA. The record is from the annotation of a GenBank genome assembly. Lineage: Eukaryota; Metazoa; Cnidaria; Anthozoa; Scleractinia; Poritidae.
CGACUGGCUUCUAGUGGCGAUAUAGGUUUGAACCCUGGUCCUGACUGUAAAGUGCCAUCUACUACUGUGAAAAAAUCGGCACGGAAGUUUCCAUAUGCUAUUUGUGAAAAACCAGCCCGGUGUAAUCAGAAAGGGAUUAAGUGUCGCAGGUGUGAUAGAUGGCAUCAUAUCAAAUGCAUCGAUAUGGAUUUCAAGACAUAUGUCGCUCUAAGUCAUUCCCAAGAUCGUUGGCUUUGUAGUGGCAACAGUUGUGGUUUACCUUUUGAUUUCUCGGCCUCGUUUUUUGAUUCAUCAUUUUUCUUGGACACAACCGAGAGUAAUGAUGGAAGUCACGAUGACUCACGUGGCAUUUACACUCUACGAGAACUUGUUGCAAUGAUCAGAAAACUAAAGACUCACAUUAUCUUUAUCAGCAAAACAAAAAUUGACUCCACAUACCCUGAUAAUCAAUUCACAAUUCCUGGCUAUACCUUAUACCGCAAUAACAGGAAGAAGGGUGGAGGUGGCAUUCUGGUCUAUGUAUCAAUGGGCGAUUCCAGAAAAUAUCCAUACCAUACCACGGACGGCUUUUAGGAUUUCCGAAGGGGAGGGGGGGUUCACGAUUAUGGAAUUCUGAGGGAAUGGGGGGGUAUUUACGAUUGGAAAUCCGAAGGCAUGGGGUAACUCCACAGGUGGGAUUUUUGGAGUAGAAAGUGUAGAGUGAGUUCCUUGAAAACGCUAUUGUUGUGGACUUUUGUAGUUCGUAAAUAAACCACGAACGUAUGACCGCGGAAGCAGAAGACAAGCAUCGAUAGAUCAGACAUGUGUUUACGCUCAUAACUUAUAGAAGUGAACAGUAAAAUGUGGGUUUCACAUUAACCUUGAUGAAUUUCUUGUCACAUGAAAAAAAAAAUGGAAUAUGUAUCUUUCUGCUUGCAAGUUUCUUGUUACUCCCAUCUGAUGAACAGUGAAAAAACUCGCACCAGUCCCUGGCUUCCAAGGAACGCCUGUCAGAUUAGAACACUUUUUGUGCACACUACAUGACCUAUAAAAGGACACAACACGCCUCGACGGUAUAUUUGACUACCGAAAGAUUUUAACAGUCUGAAUUUGAGCUAUUUUGCUUUGUAAACGUCAAAACAGCACAAGAAAACAAAGAGGAGUAAAAUUGCCGUUAGUGGUGUUUAUUUUUAUUGCCAAAUUCGGACCUAAAAAGGAGUUUGCACAGCCUGUCUACUAGCGGUAGGUUAGAGUCUGAAAGCUUGUCGCCUGGCGCCGCUAGAUCACAGCCUUGAGGAGGCAUAAAUUCAUGUUCGUUUGUUCAUAUAGGCGUUGCUAAGUUGAAAUUGUACGUCCAAAAAAACGGAAAUUCUGAAGGGGAGGGGGGGUUCACGAUUAUGGAAUUCUGAGGGCAUGGGGGGGUAACGCAUUUUGGAAUUUCCGAAGGCACGGGGGGGAUAAUACAUGGAAGCCGUCCGUGGUUGGGUAUGGAUAUUUUCUGGAAUUGCCCAAUGCUACUACCAUGUAAAAGGCUGAGGAUCAACAGGACUUUUAAGACCUUGGAGCCUCUUGCAGUUGACAUAAGAGUUGGUACCACUGACAUGAUAAUAUCGUCCACCCAAACUGGUGUCAGGUAAUUAUCGACUACAACUUGAGGAUGAACUUAACGGCAUUUGCACUUGGGCCUCCUUGCAUCGGGAUUCUGUUCCUAUUCUUGGUGAUCCCAAUCUUGACAGGCGCAGGCCAGAUAAAAGUGAAGGAAAACUACUCCUUGACUUGGAGGUGGAACAAGAGUUCACUUGUCUUAUUGACAAAGCUACACGCACGGAG